This is a messenger RNA of Trypanosoma theileri, 915 nucleotides long. RefSeq lists its product as uncharacterized. NCBI's taxonomy places the organism in Eukaryota, Euglenozoa, Kinetoplastea, Trypanosomatida, Trypanosomatidae. The record is from RefSeq and is a predicted model, not a curated record. Bases 1 to 915 code for a protein of 304 amino acids. The transcript has a single exon.
AUGAUAAUGCGACCUUUUUUUUGUUUGCUGUUUUUUCUGGAGAUUGUUUCUUCUUUAUGCGUGUCCGCUAACUCGGAUCCACUUUCUAGAGGUACUACUCUCGCUUCUGGCGCUCCAGGACCUUCUGGCGAAGAUCCUGAGGAACAGUUAGGUACUCUGCGUAUUAUAGAGGUACAACCUCGAGGCAGUGGUGUUCCCACUUCUCCUCAAGUGGGAGGUGUUGGAAGAGAUCCUACAGUAGAGACUGUUCAUGUGCAAGAACAGCAAUUGGUGAGAACAAGUCAGGAACAUCGACCACAAGAGGAAAGCACUGAAGGUGGUAUGAAGAGAGAAAAAGCGAACACUGAUGAUGCUCCUGAGACGUUAACGCCCACCGUUGAUGUUAAGCCCACACCGACACAGGUCAAGGAUCCAAAAUCAAACGUACAACAAGGAGAAAUGAACCCUACUUUGACACAAGAACAGAAACCCAAAGAGUCCCAGGACCCUCAGGAAAGAGACAUUCCAUCUGAUCCCAACAGCGUAUCCAACACAAAUACAGUCCCCAAGGAAACUGGGGAUUCAGGGGCUUCUUCUACCACACCUUCACCACAGACAAGCGCAGAUACAACUGCAUCUGAUGGCACUCCUGGUAACUCAAGCCAAGAAGAUAUUAAGAAUGUUGAGGCCAACGGUACUGAGUCUCCAGACACAACAACGAAUACAUCAGAGAGCAUAACCACUGACACUCCCAAUACAACCAGUAAUAAUGAGGAAUUAACCUCUACUCCAUCUCCUGUAGCCAACGCAGAGAUCACCACCAUCGCUUCCACAGUACAGACGAACAAGGCUAAUGUUGACAGCAGUAUCAGUCCUGUGUGGGUACGUGUGCCACUACUGAUUGUGGCUGUAGUGGUAUUCGUUACCAUGUACUGA